AUGUGGCCAAGCAUUUCUCCGCGUGCCGGGACCGCGUCGGCAGCGGCAGAGGAUGACGCCCAGGCGUCGCCGCGCUCUCCGCUGGCGACGCCGCUCUCCGAGGAGGCGCCAGCGGCGGAGCUCGGCCGCCUCGCCGAGCCCCCGAGCGAGGGCACACGCCGCCUCGAGGUGCUAACCAUCGUGACGGCAGCCACCGCAGCAGGUGUACUGGUUCCGAACAUAUCCAUCGUGUUCAGCGUGACUGGCGGUUUGUGUGGCGGCGCUCUGACAUUUGUGUUUCCGGGACUAUUUUUUGCUCGGGUGCAGUCGCGCAGCCGAGACCAGCCAGGUGCCGUCUGGAAGCGGUUGUUGGGCCACGCCGUCUUCUGGUUUGGUAUCGUCGUUAGCUUGGGCACCACUGGGAUCACAGUCUUGCAGCUCUGA
Molecule: messenger RNA, 423 nt
Organism: Prorocentrum cordatum
Lineage: Eukaryota; Dinophyceae; Prorocentrales; Prorocentraceae
Source: the annotation of a GenBank genome assembly